CUUGUUAGAAAAUUGAUUUUUCUAGUGAAUCCAAAAAAUAUCGUUAUUCUCGCACUUGGUUUCUACAACAUCUCUCAUGAUUUUGAUGUAUUUAUUGAAACUUGGAAGUUGAUAAUCAUUUGAGCUCAAGCCAAUUUUUUAUUUAGGGUGACAUUGAGUUUCCAUGACGGAAUAUGAUGGUCUCUCAUUCUUCAACAAAAAUCUUGCUUUUGUUACCUUACCACCUUUCCAUGGCUAAAAUAACAGAAAUUAUGCUUCUAGUCCAAUUCUAUUUUCUUGAGCCCUAACUUUUUUAUCUUAUUGUGUAUAACCUUUAAAUGUUCAUUGUCGUAGGGCAUCAUAGAACAAUAUGAUCUCUUGCUUUAAAUUCUAUUAAUUAACUUAAUUUUGCAUGUAAAUGAUGCUCACCAGGAUUAAGAAUUUUACUUUGCGCUUCAUGUUGGACUGUCCAAAAUCUUAGGAUCAAUUUGUUUGGCAAAGUUUGGACGUCGAAAUUUAUUCACAGUAUUCAUCAUGCCAGGUAUCUGGCCAGCCAAAAGCAAGCUUAUCCAUUGAUUUGAUGUCAUUUGAACACCAGAGCUUUUUUUUGUGCAAUCUAUAUUUUAGAUAUGGGCAUGGCGGUGGUCAAACCCUAUCCAAAACUGAUCCGCUGACUCCGUACAAGUUCCAAUCAUCUCCAAAUCCGCGGCCGCCGUAGUGAAAAGAAGAAACAGGAAUGUUGGAUAUCCCCAGCCGUUGAUUGCAUCAACACCGCUCUCUCUCUCUCUCUCUCUCUCUCUCUCUCUAUUCUCUCUCGUUUGUCGCUCGUCUCUUUAAAAUCUCCUCGUCCCCGUACUCGAACGAAGGCCAAAACAAAAUCCUCGGGCAAUCUCCCUUCUUACCCUCCCCUUGUUUUCUUUUGAUGGAGACGACCGAAGCGCCGCUUCCACUCCUCGACGCGAACCAAAGAAGCAAAAGCGGCGGCGGCGGCGGUGGGGCCACCUCCGCCCAGACCCUCGGCAACAUCGUGGUCUCCCUCCUGGGCACCGGCGCCCUCGGCCUCCCCUACGCCUUCCGCGUCUCCGGCUGGCUCUCCGGUUCCCUCGGCCUCGCCGCCGCUGCUGCUGUCGUUUAUUACUGCAUGCUCCUUCUCAUAAGAUGCAGAAAUAAAUUGGAAGAAGGACGAGAUAAAGAUGGGGCGGCGGUCCAGAUCCAAACCUAUGGAGAUUUGGGCGCGGAGGCAUUCGGAGUCCCCGGCCGCUGCCUGACCGAAGUACUUGUCGUCAUCUCCUAUGCCGGCACCACCGUCUCCUAUCUCUUCUUCAUGGGUGAAAACCUCUCCUCCGUCUUCUCCUCUUACGGCAUCUCGCCCUCAGCAUUCGUCUUUGCGCUCCUCCUCCCCCUCGAGGCUGCUCUUUCCUUCAUCCGCUCCUUCUCCGUGCUCGCCCCCUUCAGCAUCUUGGCCGACGCAUGCAAUGUCCUCGCGAUGGCCAUUGUCCUUGCGGUGGACGUUCAGCAGCUUAGAAAGCCUUCGAGGAAGGCCAAAAGGAGCGCUUUUAAUGGUGCUUGGAGCUUGCCGUUCGCCGGAGGUGUGGCCGUGUUUUGCUUCGAGGCAUUUGGGUUGACGCUGUCGCUGGAGGCAUCGAUGGCGGAGAGGAGAAAGUUCCCUUGGGUGCUGCUUCAGGCGUUUCUUGGGACUGCAGCGGCUUAUAUAUGUUUUGGAGUUUUUGGCUAUCUGGCUUAUGGCGAAGACACAAACGAUAUCAUAACGCUGAAUCUUCCAAGCAACUGGCUUGCUUGCAUUGUUAAGGUUGGACUUUGCAUUGCUUUAGCAUUUACCUUUCCGAUGAUUAUUCAUCCAGUCAAUGAGAUCAUAGAGAACAAGCUGGACUCGAGCGAAUGGUUUCAGAAGCUCUGCCAGAAUUUACCAGGUAGGAAUUGGUUAGGACUGCAAGCUGUCCGCUUGCUGAUUGUGGUGGCUGUGGCCUUUUUAGCUACUUCAGUUCCAGGCUUCGCAAUACUCAUAUCAUUUACAGGGAGCACGGUCUGCGCGCUGCUCGCUUUUGUCUUGCCUGCCACAUUUCACCUCAAGCUCUUGGGGUCUUCCUCGACUCCAUUGCAGAGAGUGUUGGAUUACAGUAUACUUGCCACUGGCCUGGUAUUUGCAGGGUACAGCAUUUACAGUGCCGUGUCAGGUCACUCUAUGGGGUUCAUGACUUGAUUUCGUUUACAGGCCUGUGUAUCUUUUUCCUUUUUCUCUUGAUUCAUUCUUCUGUUUUUGUGACAAGAAUGAGGAAAUUACGUCAACUGGUUUCAAUGAGAACAUCACAUUAUGGGAUUUGGUUUUGCGAAGGGCAAACUGAAGAAAUUUUUUUCCCUUUGCUUGCAGCUCAGCUCGAUGGACAUGUUUGCAUCGCUGUUCGCAUCAUGCUAGUGUAUAACUUCCAUUUCCAGAGCUAUCAAGGUGUGGUAGUAGUUCAUUAUAUGCGAUUGCAUGAAGCACAAGAUUGAAAGGAGAGCAGGAAUACGGGGAGCUCGACCAUUUACAUAAGUUCCUAAGGCCACCAUGUCGCAAAUCUUGCAUAUUAUCAUGCAGUGAUCCCACUGGAGAAAGCAGGAGAUACGACAAGUGGGAGCCUGACACUGUGAUUGGAUGUCGGCAGCAAUUGUUCUUGUUUCACCCAUCGCAAAGGCUUUUGAGGAAAUGAAUUGGGGCUCACAAGUAUCUAUUCACAAAAUAAGCAACAGAGAGCCCAAGCAAACCAUCCCAAGCCCCUUAACAUUCAGAACUCCUAGAACUGGCCCAAAGGGGGAUGACGUCUCAUACUUGGAGGCUGAACGAAUUUAUAUGGCCCAA
Molecule: messenger RNA, 2836 nt
Organism: Phoenix dactylifera (date palm)
Lineage: Eukaryota; Viridiplantae; Streptophyta; Magnoliopsida; Arecales; Arecaceae
Source: RefSeq, a predicted model, not a curated record